UAUAUUUAAACAGUCCAGCCGCGGUCACACUGCAGUACACAGAAAAUUUACAUUUGUUGAGAAAAUUAGGGAAUUAAACGCACAAAAAGCGAAAUAAAGAGGCCCAAAACACAAGGAGCGAUCAUCAGUCGCCCCGAGGACCAAGAGGCACUGGAAAAGAGUGCGGAGAGACGAGGAUAACAAGGACAAGGGCCGCAGAAAGCAACAGCCCUCCGCCGCCGCCGCCCAAAAAAGACCAAACGACUGAGGACUGCCAACCAGCCAUAAGAAGAAGCACCAGCACCCCCCACAAUCGGCAAUCACCAAUUACCAAUCUCUGGGAACAUUUGAAGCACUCAAAAAGGUCUAGGAAUCGACAUAUAGAACACCAUGCAGGCGAUCAAGUGCGUCGUCGUGGGCGACGGAGCCGUGGGAAAAACAUGCCUGCUGAUCAGCUAUACGACCAAUGCCUUUCCCGGCGAGUAUAUACCCACCGUUUUCGACAACUACUCGGCCAAUGUGAUGGUCGAUGCCAAGCCGAUCAAUUUGGGCCUCUGGGAUACGGCCGGGCAGGAGGAUUACGACCGGCUGAGGCCUCUGUCCUAUCCGCAGACCGAUGUCUUCCUCAUCUGCUUCUCGCUGGUCAAUCCGGCCUCGUUCGAGAACGUGCGGGCCAAGUGGUAUCCGGAGGUGCGCCACCACUGCCCCAGCACGCCCAUCAUCCUGGUGGGCACCAAGCUGGACUUGCGCGACGACAAGAACACGAUCGAGAAGCUGCGGGACAAGAAGCUGGCGCCCAUCACCUAUCCCCAGGGACUGGCCAUGGCCAAGGAGAUCGGGGCCGUCAAGUAUCUGGAGUGCUCGGCGUUGACGCAGAAGGGUCUAAAGACCGUCUUCGACGAGGCCAUCCGGUCGGUUCUGUGCCCAGUGCUGCAGCCCAAGUCCAAGCGCAAGUGCGCCCUGCUCUAAAAGAGAUAGAGGAGAGAAUGAGAUAUCCCACACAAUGGAUUCUAUUUAAACGUAAUAUUAUUAACGAUAAACCAUUAUGUAACCUAAGCGUUGGCCAGGCAUUUGGCUGAUCCGUAGUUUCUUUGUUACACUUUGCCACUAAUUUCUUCAGCUACAAAAGAAAGGGGGGGAUGCACUGAAUCCCCCAUUCAAACUCUUGCUUUCUUCGUUUCCGAGUUCGUUUCGUGUGUGUUCUGUAAUUCAUAAUCCAAUUCUGUUUACCCGUGCAUUAAUUUCAACUAAAAGUUAAAAGCGAGAUGUUUCUAGAUAAAAUGGAAAACCCGAUGGGCGAUCUGUAACUGUAAACUCUAACUGUAUUUUGUAUUAUUUAGUAACUUUUGUAAUUAAAAUUAAUGUUGUAAAACUGAGGUAAAACCAAAAAAAAAAAAAAAAACAACAAAAACUGAAAAAAUGUGAGAGAGGUCGAGAAUAGCCGCAUAAAGAGCAUAAAGCAUAGAUGUCGCCUGUUGAUCGUAGGUCCUUUAAACGGGAUCAGGAUAUUGAGUCAGUAAAGUAAACGUUCCAUUGCAAUUACACUAAAAUUAUUACAUACAUACUUGUAUUUAGAUGUUGUUGGAUAUCGAAGGGACGACGCGAGCAGGUAACAACUUUUUAAACUUUUGCUAGAUCCAGGAACUAUCAAUUUAUAUAUAUAUACAUAUAUAUAUAUACAUGUAUGUAUAAGAUGAAAAGUCCUUCGUAUACUAUGUACUGAAAUUAAAGGCAUCAAACUGAGCAACUUUGAAUACUUUGUAUUUUAAAACAACAGAUAUUCAACAAAAACCAGCAACAACAAAAACAAGAACGAAAACCAAGAUAAUUAUAUAAAUGUGUCUAUUUCAAUGGAAAUCAAUAAAGCAUUAUUAAAAAAGAA
This is a messenger RNA of Drosophila elegans, 1861 nucleotides long. RefSeq names its product ras-related protein Rac1 (gene Rac1). The coding region runs from base 370 to 948 and encodes 192 amino acids. The transcript has a single exon. Gene Ontology annotation, molecular function: GTP binding; protein kinase binding; GTPase activity. Gene Ontology annotation, cellular component: cell projection; cytoplasmic vesicle; plasma membrane. The record is from RefSeq and is a predicted model, not a curated record. Gene Ontology annotation, biological process: small GTPase-mediated signal transduction; regulation of cell shape; motor neuron axon guidance. NCBI's taxonomy places the organism in Eukaryota, Metazoa, Arthropoda, Insecta, Diptera, Drosophilidae.